AUGAUUCUUCCUUUCUUCCUUCUCACUCUUCCUUUUCUUGUAAAUGCUCAAUGUGGAGUCGGAGCAAUUUAUAACGAGAAGAACAACCUAUGCUAUCGAAUAUACAAAGCAGCUGUUGAUUUUGAUACUGCAGAGAGUAUAUGCUUAACUUUGAAUGGUCAUUUGGCUUCAGUUCAUAACUUGGAUGACAACAUUUUUUUAACUCAACAGGCAUCUAAACUAAUCUAUGACAAUGGACCAGUGUGGCUUGGAGCACAAACAUCUUCUCCGAAUGUCAGGGACCCAAAUAAUUGGAAAUGGACGGAUGGGACUCCAUUCGAUUAUCAAAACUAUAGAAUCGGACAGCCAAGUUCCCUUGGAAGUUCAGCUUGUAUGCAGUUUCUGACAUCUGAUGGUACCUGGUUGACUGCUACUUGUACUGAUGAGUUCCCUUUUAUUUGUGCUUCUGAACCUAAAAAGAUUACCACUGUAUCAGGAGUUACAUGUCCAGCAAACAAAGUAAAUCGAUGUCCAUCAAGAUAUGUUUGGUUCCAGUAUACCCAAUCUUGUUACAGAGUAGUUAUUGCGCAAACCAGUUUCGACUCCGCGAAUCAGUACUGUAAAAAUGAUGGAGCAGAACUGGCUUCUGUUCAUUCAUACACCGAGAAUGAAUUUCUAUCUCAGAUAUCAACAACAGGAUUAGGUGAAACGUACAACGGUUACAAUAUCUGGAUUGGCUUGAUCAACAAUAACGGUCAAUGGCAAUGGACUGAUGGAUCACCUGUCGAUUUCGUGAACUGGGAGUCUAACUAUCCACAGUCGUAUUCCACAACAGCUAUGAUACCGGAUGGGGAUCAUCGAUGGUACAAUUCAAAUUAUGCUCAAAGGGGAUACAUUUGCAAACGUCCAGCAGUUCACUAG
Caenorhabditis remanei is the source of this 900-nucleotide messenger RNA. RefSeq lists its product as uncharacterized. The record is from RefSeq and is a predicted model, not a curated record. The transcript has 7 exons. NCBI's taxonomy places the organism in Eukaryota, Metazoa, Nematoda, Chromadorea, Rhabditida, Rhabditidae. Bases 1 to 900 code for a protein of 299 amino acids. Gene Ontology annotation, molecular function: signaling receptor activity.